This is a messenger RNA of Betta splendens (Siamese fighting fish), 4435 nucleotides long. Its product is annotated as ferroxidase HEPHL1-like. Gene Ontology annotation, molecular function: copper ion binding; ferroxidase activity. Gene Ontology annotation, cellular component: plasma membrane. The coding region runs from base 109 to 3399 and encodes 1096 amino acids. The transcript has 19 exons. Gene Ontology annotation, biological process: iron ion transport. Lineage: Eukaryota; Metazoa; Chordata; Actinopteri; Anabantiformes; Osphronemidae. The record is from RefSeq and is a predicted model, not a curated record.
CAUAAGCUCCGCAGCGCCGCCGCCACUACGCGCUCACAUGGUGCCGGAGGAGGUUCGCUCGCGUGCCUCUUGAACCAAAACCCCGCGAAGCACGCGCCGGUCGUCGACAUGGCGCGGAUUGCGAGGCUGUCGCCGAGCCGCGUGCUGAUUCUGCUCGCGCUGCUCGGUUGCUCCGCGAGAAGCGGUCGCCGCAGGGAGCGCGUGUUCUACGUGGGGAUCGUUGAGGACCGGUGGAAUUACGCACCGAGUGGAAAAAACCUCCUGAGUGGGAAAGCGAUCGCGGAUGAUGGCGACGCAGCUGUAUUUCUGCAAAGCGACAAUCAGAGCAUCGGCGCUGUCUAUAAGAAGGCGAUGUUCCGACAGUAUACGGACGCCUCCUACAGCCGCCCGGCUCCUCGACCCGAGUGGCUGGGCUUCCUGGGCCCCAUUCUGCGAGCGGAGGUUGACGACGUGAUAGUGGUUCAUCUGAAGAACUUCGCCAGCAGGAAUUAUUCCAUGCACCCCCAUGGAGUUUUCUAUAAGAAGGAUGCUGAGGGGGCGAUGUACCCAGACGGGACGUCGGGCAGGUUGAAGGAGGACGACUCGGUUCCCCCGGGGGGCAGCUACACCUACCGCUGGGAGGUCAGGCCAGAAUUUGCUCCCACAGACGGCGAUGCCGACUGCCUGACCUGGGUCUACCACUCCCACCUAGACGCCCCCCGCGACAUCGCGUCAGGACUUAUUGGCGCUCUGCUCACCUGCAAGAAAGGGGUUUUGAAGGAGACUAACGAGCCAAUCGUUACAAAGUCUGCCCGUAACGACGUGGACCAGGAUGUGUUCUUGAUGUUCAGCGUGGUCGAUGAAAACCUGAGUUGGUACCUGGAGGAGAACAUCAGGGAGUAUAUUGGUCCAGUUUAUAUCGACCAAGAAGACCAAGACUUUGAGGAGUCAAACCUGAUGCACGCUAUUAAUGGCUACGUGUUCGGGAACCUGCCGGGGAUCUCGUUGUGCCAGCACCGCAGGGUUUCCUGGCAUUUGUUUGGCAUGGGCAACGAGGUGGACAUCCACUCCGCGUACUUCCAUGGGAACACGCUGCUGGACCGCGGCCACCGCACCGACGUCCUCAGCCUGUUCCCGGCCACGUUUGCGACGGCCGAGAUGGUCCCUAAAGCCCGAGGAAAGUGGCUGCUGUCCUGCCAGGUUAACGACCACUUUGAGGCUGGAAUGGCUGCUUUUUAUGAGGUGAAGGCUUGUGACGGUGAGUCUGGCGCUACAGUGGCUGAAGGUGCUGUGAGGACCUAUUACCUGGCAGCGGAGAAAUUACUGUGGAAUUACGCUCCUUCAGAUAGGGACCUUAUUAAUAACGUAUCUCUGACCGAGGCCGACAGUCCAUCAGAGGUGUUUUUUGGCAGAGGUGACGGGAGGCUCGGGGGUCAGUACUUGAAGGUUUUAUACAGGGAGUACACGGACGGCACGUUCACCACCAGGAAACCGCCCGAGAGCUUUCACUUGGGACUUCUGGGUCCAGUCCUGAGAGCAGAAGAAGGGGACACCGUCCGCGUGACGUUCAUGAACAUGGCCGAUGGACACUACAGCAUUGAGGCUCACGGCCUGCAAGACGACCGGCUGUCCCCAGGAAGCUCCUCGGACAGCAAUGAGCGAUGGAUGGGGGCGACGCCCGGUUCCCAAGUUGCUCCAGGAGAGAAUUUCACCUACACGUGGAAGGUGCUGGAUGGUCCAUCGGCCUCUGACCCGCCAUGUGUGCCCUACCUGUAUUACUCCGCCACCGAUCCCAUCAUGGACACCAACUCCGGCCUGGUGGGACCUCUGCUUGUGUGCAAGAAAGGAACGCUGGCGCAAGGAGGAACCCAGGAAAAGGAGUUUUUCCUUCUGUUCUCUGUCAUGGAUGAAAACAUGAGCAGGUAUUUCGGGGAGAAUGUCAAACAUUUUGGAACGAAAGAGACAGACAUACACAAUGAGGAUUUCCAAGAAAGCAAUAAGAUGCAUGCUGUAAACGGACUCAUGUACGGGAACCUGGACGGGCUGGACAUGUGUGCCGGGGACGCUGUGAGGUGGUACGUCUUCGGGCUGGGCUCCGAGGUGGACAUCCACGGCGUUUAUUUCGAGGGGAACACCUUCGAUAAGCACAGCACCACGCGGGACACCGUCAGCGUGUUCCCACACACCACCGCUACCUUCAGCAUGCGGCCCAGCACGCCCGGUGUGUAUGAGGUGAGCUGCAGGGUCACAGACCACUUCUCCGCUGGCAUGAGGCAGCUGUACAGAGUCAACUACUGCCCGCAGCGCAAAGUCAAGGCAACGCAGACCCGACCCGCCAAAGUUGUGGAGUACUUCAUCGGCGCAGAGGAAAUCGAGUGGGACUACUCCCCAGAGAGACACUGGGAGCUGGAGAAGCACAGCGCCACCCCAGAGAACAGUCCAGGCAGCAUCUUCGUACAGAGGGGAAAGGACCGGAUCGGCUCGCGCUACAAGAAGGUGGUGUACAGAGAAUACACCGACGACAGCUUCAGAGUCCACAAGGAGCGCAAUGGGGACCAGGAGCACCUGGGAAUUAUGGGUCCGGUGAUCAAAGCAGAGGUGGGGGAGCAGAUCGUGAUAACGUUCAAGAACCUUGCUAGCCGGCCGUACUCCAUCGGCGCCCACGGCGUGAGGGCCAGCGGCGCCCACGUCCCCGUUCAACCCGGUCACAUACUGGGCCUGACGUGGGACGUGCCUGUCAGCUCAGGCCCAGGGCCCUCAGAUCCCACCUGCAUCACGUACGCCUAUUACUCCAGGGUCAAUUUCAUUAAGGACCUGUACAGCGGGCUCCUGGGGCCUCUGGUGAUCUGCAGACCUGGGACUCUGCAGCACGGCGCGGGGGCUGACAGGCGCAGGGCGGACGUGGACAAGGAGUUCGCUCUGCUCUUCAUGGUGCAUGACGAAAACCAGUCCUGGUAUUUGGAGGACAACAUCAGAACGUAUCUGGAGGAGGACCCCGAUGCAUUUGAGGCAGACCAGGAGUUUGAGGAGAGUAACUUGAUGCAUGGGAUCAACGGUAAAGUGUACGGAAACCUCCACGGGCUGGAGAUGACGCAGGGCCAGAGGGUGGACUGGUACCUGCUGGGCAUGGGCAACGAGGUCGACAUGCACACGGUCCAUUUCCACGCCGAGACCUUCACCUACAGGACGGACCGCGUGCACCGCGCAGACGUCUUUGACCUGUUCCCCGGGACUUUCCAGACUCUAGAGAUGGUCGCUGGAAACCCAGGAACGUGGCUGCUUCACUGUCACGUGACGGACCACAUCCACGCAGGCAUGGAAACCACGUUCACCAUCAAAGCGUCGGGAGCCGACGUGUCAUCAAACACCGUGCUGCUCAUACUGACACUUAGUCUCCUAGCUGCAGGUGGACUGCACUGAUCCAAGGCCUCUGACACUGGACUGGGACUUGUGUAAUCCCAGUGAUUAUAGGUGGAUUUUAAAAUUCUAGGACAAAAUCACUGUUGCAUGUGUUCACUAAAUGUAAAUGUCCAGUCAAACAUCUCGACACUAAAGAAUGUUGUAUAUCUUGGGACAAAUGGAUUUUAUAUUUUUUUGACAUGUUGCACUUCGUUGUUAGUUUUGCUCGUCGUGCCCAGAGCUGAUGUGACUAACAUUUGAUUCCUGUAGAGAAUGUGCAAUAGCAACAUUUAUUCUACAUGGCUUAGACAUCGGUUUUCAUUCUGAUUGUGAUAUUUCACCACCAGGUGGCAGCAUUGCACCUUGAACAGAUGCAUCCAGGGACUAAAUCUGAAUGUGCAGUGGUGUAUAUAUACUGAGCCAAAGUACACAAGUGAGUUAAAAAAUGCAAUAGUAAACACUCCCAGUAAUACUACUGUAGGUUACAUUUAUAUGUUUUGUGCACUGCACAUGUAGCGUUUUAUGUGUUAAAGCGUUUCAAUUGAAGCAAAUGAAUGUUAAAGCUUGUGAGAAAUAAACAGAUCAGCAAAUUAAACAGGUUAGUGACAUUACACAAGAGUGGGAAGUCAGAUGACCAGUUAAUGACAGACACUCAAACAGGCUGAUUGAUUCAUCUAUUGAUAGAGUAAGUUCCCCAUCAUGGACUUUCAGAUUAAAAGCAGGUCUGAAUCUCAGAAGCGGUUGUUUAUUUUACUGUUAUCCAGAGACAUUCAUCAUGUAAGAGCAUGAAUUAGCCUAUCAGUGUUUGUUCCCAUGGGUUUGUUGUUGGUCACUUUGUGAUUGAUUUGCAUAUUGAUUGGUUUCAGCACUGUGCCCUACGUGCGAACAAUCAGCGCUCCCAGUGCUCAGAGAAAAACACAUUCUGCUAAUGAUAAAACAAUCACAAGCGCAAUAAAGUUACUUUUAAGGUUUGGAGAUAAGUGUUUUUACAGCCUGGCAAAUCUAAAGUUGGCUGAACCUGAGAAAUCAAAUUGCCAAUAAAUUAUUUAAACAAUUA